Molecule: messenger RNA, 1778 nt
Organism: Lolium rigidum
Lineage: Eukaryota; Viridiplantae; Streptophyta; Magnoliopsida; Poales; Poaceae
Product: probable magnesium transporter NIPA2
Exons: 11
Coding region: 355-1335 (326 amino acids)
Biological process (GO): magnesium ion transport
Cellular component (GO): membrane
Molecular function (GO): magnesium ion transmembrane transporter activity
Source: RefSeq, a predicted model, not a curated record
AACCGCGGGAGGUGGAAGACAAAGCAGGACCACGACGUGCUGAAGCGCCAGUUCGACACCAUCAAGGCCGACCGACGACCUCCUCUACCACAACAAGAAGCUCCAAGCCGAGGUUUGAGCUGCAGCAUCUGAAGUGUUCUGUCCUUUCCAUAUUAGUUUUAGCACGAAAUAAAGAGAAGUGCCUCUCCCGAACGAAAUCGUGAUUCUGCACCAGUUUCUUCUUAUAGACUCCCAUUGUGACUGUGGAACUAAAGCAAUUCAAGUGCAAGGGUUGGUUCUUGGUAGUUCAAGCAAAAGCAUCCUGAGGAUUUGUCCUUGGGUUAUUUUAGUUCGUAAGGAAACAUCCCACCAAAUAUGGUGGCCUCUCUAGACAACGUGAGAGGCUUGACUUUAGCUAUGUCAUCCAGUGCAUUCAUUGGUUCAAGCUUUGUAAUCAAGAAAAUUGGGCUGAAGAAGGCUGGGGAUUCUGGGGUAAGAGCAGGUUCUGGAGGUCAUUCAUACUUGUAUGAGCCAUUAUGGUGGCUGGGAAUGAUCACUAUGAUUCUGGGGGAGAUAGCAAACUUUGCAGCAUACGCAUUUGCCCCUGCCAUACUUGUUACUCCUCUAGGAGCUCUGAGCAUUAUAUUUAGUGCAGUGCUUGCACACUUCAUCCUGAAAGAGAGAUUGCAUAUGUUUGGUAUUGUUGGUUGCAUCUUGUGUGUUGUUGGUUCUGUUGGUAUUGUUUUGCAUGCCCCCAAGGAGAGGGAGAUUGAUUCAAUGGAGGAAAUAUGGCAUCUUGCAACUCGGCCAGGUUUCAUCGUUUAUUCAUGCGUGACUGUGGUUGGCGUUCUUUUUUUGAUUUUCUGGGCUGUCAAACGCGCUGGUCACAGGAAGAUGCUUGUCUAUAUUGCAAUCUGCUCACUAAUGGGAUCCCUCACGGUUAUCAGUGUAAAAGCAGUUGCCAUUGCCUUGAAGCUGUCAUUUAGUGAAUCAAACCAAUUCAUCUACGUGCAGACAUGGUUCUUCAUAUUUGUUGUCAUUAUUUGUUGCGUGGUGCAGUUGAACUAUCUAAACAAGGCUCUGGACUCUUUCAAUACGGCUGUGGUCUCUCCGGUAUACUAUGUGAUGUUCACCAGUCUUACUAUUCUCGCUAACAUGAUUAUGUACAAGGACUGGGUCUCGCAGAAUGCAACUCAGAUAGCAACUCAACUUUGUGGGUUCGUGACCAUUGUUGCUGGAACUUUUCUACUGCACAAGACUAACACCAGCAACACAGAUAGCAACGUGAGGAGUACACCAACACCAACACCUCCACCACCACCACCACCACCUGAUCAGCUUUGUCUGGAGGAAUGAUGCCUACUCCCAAGUCAUUAACUAACUUUAUCUCCACAUUUAACAUGUACCAAAAACAUUGGCUUGCAAAGACAACAAACAUAUUGAAUCUGAUUGAACAUUAUAUUGGUCUGGACCUUUACUCCUAAAGAUACAGCAGGAGUGUUUUGGGAGCUCUUCAUGGGAUUUUGACACAUAUCAGGUCAUUCCUCUUGCGGGAACAGAAAAAAAAAUACCGUUCCAAACUGGCUGUGUUGUUUACAAGCGGAUUGUUUUGGUGCUUCUUUGGAAGGCAGGAUUUUCAUGGGACUUUGCAUGAUUUAAGAACUCUUUCUAGUUAGCAGCAUAUAGUGGUGUUAAAGGUUUCCCUUCUCAAUGUGCAGAGGAACUGUAUGAAUAUAGAGCGUGCACAACACAGUAGUACUUCAAAUUUAUGAAGAUGGAUAAGUAACCUUGUCUCACAA